Molecule: messenger RNA, 1071 nt
Organism: Rhopilema esculentum
Lineage: Eukaryota; Metazoa; Cnidaria; Scyphozoa; Rhizostomeae; Rhizostomatidae
Source: RefSeq, a predicted model, not a curated record
AUGGAAUAUGAAGGGUUUAAAAGAUGUAUGGAGUUCCUCUUGUCUCUGCCAACUGGAAUAUCAACAUUUGUCUCAGACAGACACUCUUCAGUCAUAAGACACAUGAAGGAGGAUCUUCCUAAUAUCAAACACUAUUUUGAUCUGUGGCACUUGAAAAAAAAGGUUCGCAAGACCCUUAAAAAUAUUUCAAAGUUGAAGGGUUAUGAAGACAUUACAAACUGGAUACAGCCAUGUGUGAAUCAUCUCCACUGGAGUGCAACAACUACACCAAGUGGUGAUGGAGACAUUAUCCUUGCCAAGUUCAAGUCCUUUUUAAGCAACAUUGUUAAUAAGCAUGAAGGCCUUCCAAACCAUUUGUUCAACAAAUGUGCUCAUGGUGAUGAUAUUAAACAGCGCCAAUGGUUGAAAAAAGAGUCUGAUGCCUUUGAAAAGCUUGAGUUAUCCCUGACGACAAAGUCUUUAGAAAAAGGCAUUCAGCAGGCCUCCCCAUUAGCUCAGACAAGUUGUCUGGAAGCAUUUCAUUCAGUGGUCAAUCACUUCAGCCCUAAAAUGAUUGGUUUCUCUUAUGUUGGAAUGUAUUGCAGGCAUGCUUUGGCUGCCUUACAUUUCAACUUCAAUCUAAACAGAGAGGUUAAAACAAACGAAGAUGGUACCCCCCAAAUAGCUGUCCAUUACCCAAAGUUUAAGAAUGGAGAGGCAACUAUCAAGGAGGUUAAAAUAAACCAAAAUUUUGAUUAUGUCUCUGAGUUGUUUGAAACAAUUUUAAAUAUGACAGCAGAAGAAAAAGAGCAGGCAAUGGUUGAAUUGCACACUGCCACACCACAACCCUUAUGUGCAGAGUUUGACAAGGAGACAAGGGAAGAGGCUGUUGAGAAGCGCACAAAACGGCAAAACAUGUGCAUGCAGGAAGUACCAGCAACAUGUCUGGUUGCAGAAUCCAAUACAACUGAAGCUGCACCCAGAAAACUUCAAAAAUCGCCACAUUGCCGUCUUUGCAAUAACCCAAUGAAAGGGCAUAAAGAUAUAUCUGAUUGCCCAAGGAACCAGCAAAGACAAUAAUUUAUGCUAAUU